Molecule: messenger RNA, 527 nt
Organism: Candidula unifasciata
Lineage: Eukaryota; Metazoa; Mollusca; Gastropoda; Stylommatophora; Geomitridae
Source: the annotation of a GenBank genome assembly
AUGGGGUUUGUGAAAGUCAUCAAGAACAAGGCGUACUUUAAGAGAUUCCAGGUCAAGUUCAAGAGGAGGAGAGAUGGAGUCACUGACUACUACGCCAGGAGGAGACUGAUCUUCCAGGACAAGAACAAGUACAACACCCCCAAGUAUCGUAUGGUCGUCCGUUUCACCAACAAGGACAUCAUAUGUCAGAUAGCCUACGCUCGUAUUGAAGGUGACGUGAUUAUGUGUGCUGCAUAUUCUCAUGAGCUGCCUCGUUACGGCGUGAAGGUCGGGCUAACCAAUUACGCAGCUGCCUACUGCACUGGACUUCUGUUAGCAAGACGACUGUUAAAGAAGCUGAAGCUUGACCAGACUUACGAAGGACAGGUUGAGGUCAGUGGUGAGCAGUUUACAGUGGAGGAUGUGGAUGGUGCUCCUGGUGCCUUCCGAGCUUACCUGGAUGUCGGUUUGGCUCGUACCACAACUGGUGCUCGUGUCUUCGGAGCACUGAAGGGAGCUGCUGACGGUGGCAUUGACAUCCCACACAG